This is a messenger RNA of Penicillium brasilianum, 1556 nucleotides long. NCBI's taxonomy places the organism in Eukaryota, Fungi, Ascomycota, Eurotiomycetes, Eurotiales, Aspergillaceae. The record is from the annotation of a GenBank genome assembly.
AUGAGACCCUUCUACCUGCCCCUGCUAGCAGGCGCCCUCAUCCAUGAAACUAUAGCCUCAACGGCGACCGGCCCUGCAGCCUGUACCAAUCUGACCACCCAAUUGGGCACCUCAAAGGUAGUCCGUAGCCAGCUCAACCUCCACUAUAUCGAAAGUCUGGAGUACUGGAACACCCUCCAAGACGCCUACAAACCGUCCUGCGUGGUCUACCCAACCUCUGCGCAAGAUGUCUCCACAGCGCUCCAAGCCAUCCGCACAGCAGACUCUCGCUUCGCCAUCAAAGCUGGCGGCCACAAUCCAAACACGUUCUUCUCCUCCGUCGAUGCAGGCGUCCUCCUCGACAUGAGCCGAAUGACGGCCAAAUCCUACGAUCCCGAAACGACUCUCGCCACCUACGAGCCCGGCGGUGUCUUCGGCGAUCUAUACGACUACUUCGUCCAGUAUAACCGCACCGUCGUCGGCGCCCGUCUCGCAGGUGUAGGUACCGGACUCGCUCUCGGCGGCGGCAUGAGCUAUCUCUCGCCGCAAUACGGUCUGGCCUGUGACUCCUUCCGCGAGCUGGAAAUCGUCCUGCCAAGCGGCGAAAUCGUCACUGCAUCCAACAUCUCCCAUCCAGACCUCUUCUUCGCGUCCCGCGGCGGCGGCGGAAAUGCCUACGGCGUCGUCACAAAGUACACCGUGCAAAGCCGGCCUAUCGGCGAACUAUACGCUGGAAACGUCAUCUACGCGUUCCCCCAGAAAGACACCGUCAUCGAGGCGAUUGGCAACUUUAUCAAAUACAACACCGAUCCCAAAGCCGCCAUCAUCGGGACCUACGAGAAACUACCCACGCCCGAUUUGACUCUCAACCUCGACGAGGCAAUCAUCAUGUUCCUCGUCUACGAUGGUCCGGAUCCGGGAGACGCCUUUGCCAAUUUCACUGCCAUCCCACACCUGCUCAACACUUUGAGUCUGAAAACUUAUCCCGAGGUGGUCAAUAUGCCCAUCCCGCUCGCGACAGAACUCUCCCGCGGCGCAAACAUCUUCCGCGUUGGCGUCCAUCGUCCAGACAAUAAUUCUUACUCCGACGCCCUUGAUAGAUGGCGCUCGUGGGCGGAAUCGAAUAAAGGCAAAUACGUCCUGCUUUCGCUGGAUUUCCAGCCCGUCCCGCGCAGUUUGACGGAUGCGAGUAAAAGCCAAGGUGGGAAUGCGAUGCAGAUGCCGGAUGGACCGUGGUUUUGGUUGAAUUAUCUGAUCACCACCCCGGCCGGUAUGAGUGAGCCGGAUUACAAGGCGGUGCAGGAGAGUUAUCGGGAUUUGGUGGCGGAGUCGGGCAAUGCGGAGGGGUUACCGCUGUUCAUCAAUGAUGCGAAUGUGGAUCAGGAUCCGUUGAGGUCGUUUAGCACUUUUGAGAGGCUGAAGGAGAUCAAGAAGGUGUAUGAUCCGGAUAACUUUUUUGUGGAGAAGACGGGUGGUUGGUCGUUUGAGUGAGAGGGAGUCAAUGGAGGUCGAGACCCGAGAGGGUCGUUCUAUAAGAGGGUGUGUGACAGUGAAGAUGGAAGAAGGUAAUUCACCAU